Messenger RNA from Elephantulus edwardii (Cape elephant shrew), 945 nucleotides. RefSeq names its product olfactory receptor 52B4-like. Gene Ontology annotation, cellular component: membrane. The record is from RefSeq and is a predicted model, not a curated record. Gene Ontology annotation, molecular function: G protein-coupled receptor activity; olfactory receptor activity. Gene Ontology annotation, biological process: G protein-coupled receptor signaling pathway. The transcript has a single exon. The coding region runs from base 1 to 945 and encodes 314 amino acids. NCBI's taxonomy places the organism in Eukaryota, Metazoa, Chordata, Mammalia, Macroscelidea, Macroscelididae.
AUGACUAGUUUCAACCACACUGGUGUUAACCAUAUGAUCUUCUAUCUCCUGGGCAUUCCAGGCCGAGAAGACCUGCAUGUGUGGAUUUCCAUCCCCUUGUUCAUCUCCUAUGUCUUUGCUCUCCUUGGGAAUGGUCUCCUCAUCUUCAUUAUCCUCACCAAGAGCAGCCUCCAUGACCCAAUGUACCUUUUCCUCUGCAUGCUGGCUGCAGUAGAUAUUAUCUUUGCUACGACUACAGAACCCAAGGCACUGGCCAUUUUCUGGUGCAAUUCUAGAGAAAUUUCUCUUAAUGGUUGCGUUGCCCAGCUCUACUUCCAGCACUCUUCCUUCAUCUCCGAAUCAGGUAUAUUGCUGAUUAUGGCAUUUGACCGUUAUAUUGCAAUAUGUUACCCCCUGAGAUAUUCCACUAUUCUCACCCACUCCUUGAUUGGAAAAAUUGGUGUGGCUGUUUUUUUGAGAGCACAUUGUACCAUUUUCCCAAUGGUAUUUCUCCUAAAGAGAUUGACUUUUUGCAGAACUAACAUCCUUCCACAUACAUUCUGUGAACACAUUGGUCUAGCCAAGUAUGCCUGUGAUGACAUCCGAAUAAAUAUUUGGUAUGGAUUCUUUGUCUUAAUGUCCACAGUAAUCUUGGAUGUUGUCCUCAUUUUUGCUUCCUAUGUUCUGAUUCUUCGUGCUGUCUUUCACAUGCCUUCACAAGAAGCUCGUUAUAAAGCUCUUAACACAUGUGGCUCCCAUGUCUGUGUGAUCAUCCUAUUUUAUGGGCCUGGAAUCUUCUCAGUUCUCACACAGCGUUUUGGACGUCACAUACCACUGCACGUCCAUAUCUUGCUGGCCAAUGUCAGUAUGCUUGCUCCACCUAUGCUGAAUCCCAUCAUUUAUGGUGUCAAGACUAGGCAGAUACGAGACCAAGUGGCUUAUAUGUUCUUUUCAAAGAAGAAAUGA